AUUCCACCACUUUGGGACACCAGCUGCUGAACCCAGAGAACUGCCAUGAAACCACCCUUGAAGCAAUGGAGACAACUAAUGCUUUGUGGGAUAUUUACGUGGGGGCUCCUCUUCCUGGUGAUUUUCAUUUACUUCACGGACAGCAACCCUGCUGAGCCCGUGCCCAGCUCCCUUGCCUUCCUGGAGACUCGGAGGCUCUUGCCCAUGCAGGGGAAGCAGAGGGUCAUCAUGGGUGCCAUGCAGGAGCCCUCCUGGCCUGAAAGCGUGAAUACAAACAAGGGGCUGCUGGAUGGACACCCCAUGGGGCCUCGCGACCUGCAGAAAUGGGCCAAGUUGCCAGAUGGGGUUGAAAAUGAAGAGUUCUUUUUAUCCCAGAUUGGGAGAAAAUCCCAAAGUACCUUCUACCCAGAAGACGACGACUAUUUUUUUGCUGCCGGUCAACAAGGGUCUCACAGCCACACUCAGGGGACACUGGAGCCCCUUGCCCCCAGGCACGCUGGCAGGUGGAAGGGGUGGUUGCCGGAGAGGAAAAGGCACCAGCCCCAGGACAGCAGCCCCGCGCUGGAGGAGGCCGAGGAAGGAGACAGGCUGUACUCCUCCAUGUCCAGGGCCUUCCUGCACCGGCUCUGGAAGGGCACUGUCUCCUCCAAGAUGCUCAAUCCGCGCCUGCAGAAGGCCAUGAAGGACUACCUGGCGGCCAACAAGCACGGAGUGCGCUUCCGCGGGCGGCGCGCGGCCGGGCGGAGCCGGGCGGCCCUGCUGUGCGAGCUGCGGCGCCAGGUGCGCCUGCGCACGCUGGAUGGCACAGAGCCGCCCUUCUCCGCGCUGGGCUGGCGGGCGCUGGUGCCCCCUGUGCCCCUUGGCCAGCUGCACCCCAAAGGCCUGCGCUCCUGCGCUGUGGUCAUGUCUGCCGGCGCCAUCCUCAACUCCUCCUUGGGGGAGGAGAUAGAUUCUCAUGAUGCAGUCUUGAGAUUUAACGCGGCUCCCACCCGUGGCUAUGAGAGAGAUGUUGGGAAUAAAACCACUGUGCGCAUCAUUAAUUCCCAGAUUCUGACCAACCCCAACCAUCACUUCAUUGACAGUUCAUUAUAUAAAGAUGUCAUUUUGGUGGCCUGGGACCCUGCUCCUUAUUCUGCAAAUCUUGACCUGUGGUACAAGAAGCCAGACUACAACCUGUUCACACCAUAUGUUCAGCAUCGUCAGAGGAACCCAGAUCAGCCCUUCUACAUUCUUCACCCUAAAUUUGUAUGGCAGCUUUGGGACAUCAUCCAGGAGAACACCAAGGAGAAGAUUCAGCCCAACCCACCAUCUUCUGGCUUCAUUGGAAUCCUCCUCAUGAUGUCCUUGUGCAGUGAGGUGCACGUGUACGAAUACCUCCCGUCCGUCAGGCAGACGGAGCUGUGCCACUACCACGAGCUGUACUACGACGCGGCCUGCACACUUGGGGCCUAUCACCCCCUGCUCUACGAGAAGCUGCUGGUGCAGCGCCUGAACACUGGCGCCCAAGGGGAUCUGCACCGCAAGGGCAAGGUGGUUCUGCCAGGGCUACGGGCCGUGCACUGCCCCACCCCCAACUCUUGAAAAGGGACUCUGGGGAACCAAUGUGCAAUAAGUACUACUGUUGUGCUCUAAGUCACAAAAGAAUACUUGAACAUAUAUUUUAGGCAACGUAGUCUUGAAUCUUUAAACUGCAAUUUAGUGAGGGCCUCGAGAAUUCUUCUCUUUUUAAGCCCUUGAGUAUUUAUUGCUGCUUUGAAUAUAGUAAUGGAAUUGAAAGGGGAAAAAAGACCAAGAAAGAUGCACAAAAAAGAAUAGCUGGAAGAAAAGAAAAUGUGUAACAAAACUGCUAAGCUUUUUCCACGCUGUGGGCACAGCUUGUCAGGGCUGGUGUCAGUGACAGGGCUGAUGCCUGCAACACGUCUAACACUAU
Molecule: messenger RNA, 1930 nt
Organism: Myotis daubentonii (Daubenton's bat)
Lineage: Eukaryota; Metazoa; Chordata; Mammalia; Chiroptera; Vespertilionidae
Gene: ST6GAL2
Product: ST6 beta-galactoside alpha-2,6-sialyltransferase 2
Biological process (GO): sialylation; carbohydrate metabolic process
Cellular component (GO): Golgi apparatus
Molecular function (GO): beta-galactoside alpha-2,6-sialyltransferase activity
Source: RefSeq, a predicted model, not a curated record